Messenger RNA from Linderina pennispora, 417 nucleotides. RefSeq names its product HIT family protein 1. Gene Ontology annotation, biological process: nucleotide metabolic process. Lineage: Eukaryota; Fungi; Kickxellomycota; Kickxellomycetes; Kickxellales; Kickxellaceae. The record is from RefSeq and is a predicted model, not a curated record. Gene Ontology annotation, molecular function: catalytic activity. The transcript has a single exon. The coding region runs from base 1 to 417 and encodes 138 amino acids.
AUGGUUUCAAAGCUUGCUGCCGACUGCCUCUUCUGCAACAUCGUCAAGGGUGAGAUCCCGUCUGUGAAGCUCACUGAGACUGCGCACAGCUUCUCAUUCCUCUACACUGGACUGCUCUCUGAGGGCCAUGUCCUGAUCAUCCCCAAGUACCAUGCUGAAAAGAUGCACGAGCUGCCCGACGAGUUCUUGGCUGACGCCAUGCCUGUUGCCAAGAAGAUUGCUACGGCCUUGGGUGCGGAGAACUACAACAUCCUGCAGAACAACGGCCGCCUGGCUCACCAGGAAGUUAAGCAUGCCCAUUUCCAUAUUAUUCCCAAGCCCAAUGCCGAAGAGGGUCUGGUUUUCGGCUGGCCUGCCAAACCGGCCAACAUGGACGACAUCAAGGCUCUGGGCGAGAAGCUGAAGGAGAGGCUCUAA